UUGAGUUACAAGGAGAAACUGUAGGACAAUUGGCCGUAGGGAACGAGAAGAUGGUCGCCGGACGCUGGGGAUAGUCCUCCCUCUCUCUCUCUUCAUUUUUCUUCCACUUUCAAAGCCUUGCUUUCUCAGCUCAAAAAUUAAAUCCCUCAAAUCUUCUCAUAAAAUAUCAGUUAAAUCAGUUAUCUCCGUCAAUCUGAAGUAAAUUAAGGAGAAGAAGCGGAAGAAGAUGGGAACAUUGGGGAAAGCAAUCUACUCCGUUGGAUUCUGGAUCCGAGAAACCGGCCAAGCCCUCGAUCGCCUUGGUUGCCGCCUCCAAGGCAACUACUACUUCCAAGAACAGCUGUCGAGGCAUCGGACGCUGAUGAACGUAUUCAACAAAGUUCCUGUUGUUGAUAGGGAUGCCUUUGUGGCACCUAGUGCUUCUAUCAUCGGCGAUGUUCAGGUUGGACGAGGUUCGUCUAUCUGGUAUGGUUGUGUUUUGAGAGGUGAUGUCAAUAGUGUGAGUAUUGGGUCUGGAACAAAUAUACAAGAUAAUUCCCUUGUUCAUGUUGCAAAAUCUAACUUAAGUGGGAAGGUUUUACCAACUAUUAUUGGAAGUAAUGUUACUGUGGGUCAUAGUGCUGUUUUACAUGGAUGUACUGUUGAGGAUGAAGCAUUUGUUGGUAUGGGGGCUACCCUAUUAGAUGGAGUUUAUGUUGAGAAGCAUGUCAUGGUUGCUGCUGGAGCUCUUGUGAGGCAGAACACUAGGAUCCCAUGCGGAGAGGUUUGGGGAGGUAAUCCAGCCAAGUUCCUAAGGAAGCUAACAGAAGAAGAGAUGGCCUUCAUUUCCCGGUCAGCCCUAAAUUAUUCCAACUUAGCACAAGUUCAUGCAGCAGAAAAUGCAAAGGGCUUUGACGAAAUUGAGUUUGAGAAGGUGCUUCGCAAGAAAUUUGCUCGACGUGAUGAGGAAUAUGAUUCAAUGCUCGGGGUUGUUCGUGAGAUGCCUCCUGAGCUUAUCCUUCCUGAUAACAUUCUUGCUGAUAAAGUGCCAAAAACAGCUUAGGAGUUGAUAAUUCCUUUCUAGGUUACUUUUCUUGAGAUUGACUGUCACCGGAUAUUUUGUUAUCUGCGGAUUUACAGAGAAUGGCUGCUUUUCAGUUCCAAUAAUUUUUGGGGGCGCUGUGGCUGAAGUGUUAAAAAUUGAAUCAUGGUUCCCGCUUAUCCUUCUGGCUGGCUUUGGAAGUUGAACUUCAAUUUGCAACCACAUCUUGGAUGUGCACAGUCAUCCAAGUGGUUUUGUGUAUUUGUACUUGACCUCAAUUGCUUUGCUUAUGUUUACCAGCAAUAAAGAAUGUCCUAACUGCUAUUUCAAA
Messenger RNA from Theobroma umbraticum, 1352 nucleotides. RefSeq names its product gamma carbonic anhydrase 3. The record is from RefSeq and is a predicted model, not a curated record. Lineage: Eukaryota; Viridiplantae; Streptophyta; Magnoliopsida; Malvales; Malvaceae.